CACCUCCUCUCUUUCUCUCUCUCAUGCAUCAACAGCACAAACUGUAUACGUACACCAACCCAUCAUCAAUGGAGAAGGCACCUCAAAGCACCUUUUGCCACUCUCUCUCAUUAACCGAGCACAUCGUUUUCCUCUUCUACAACACCAUAUUCAUCUGGCUCACCAUUCUCAAUAAGUUCUCCGCGCGGUUCCUCUCCCUCCUCCUCCCGCGUCACCACGAGGAGCUCCACGCAUGCGCUGCAUCGAGAUCGCAUCAUGCGGAAAAGAACCCGCCGAGUAACCGAGGAGACGAUCUUGCGUUGUUGGGAGGAGAUGUGGAGAUCAUCCUCGAUAAGAUGGGAAUACGUUGCGAGCUUAACGGAGAGCGGUUCAAGGAGAAACUGCGCUUUGACGAGCUCUCUACUAUGUUCGAAGAGAAGGAGCCGAGCAUGGAGGAAGUUAAACAAGCUUUCGCCGUGUUUGACGAGAACAGUGAUGGGUUCAUAGAUGCUGUGGAGCUCAUGAGUGUUCUCUCUAAGCUUGGGUUUAAGGAUGGGGUAAAAUUAGAUGAGUGUGAGAGGAUGAUUGCGUCUUAUGAUGAGAAUAAGGAUGGUAGGAUCGAUUUUAAUGAGUUUAUCAAGUUUAUGGAGAGCAGUUUUUGCUGAAUUUUUUUUUUUUUUUCUUUUGGGUUCUUAUUUCUUUAUGUACAUUUUUUGCCUUUUCUUGUAAAAAAGAAAAAGGGCGAGGAAAUAAGAGAAAGUUGAACAAAUUAAGAACAACAGUUGGAAGGAAAUUUGAUUGGUUAA
Messenger RNA from Ananas comosus (pineapple), 785 nucleotides. RefSeq names its product probable calcium-binding protein CML30. Lineage: Eukaryota; Viridiplantae; Streptophyta; Magnoliopsida; Poales; Bromeliaceae. The coding region runs from base 24 to 644 and encodes 206 amino acids. The transcript has a single exon. The record is from RefSeq and is a predicted model, not a curated record. Gene Ontology annotation, molecular function: calcium ion binding.